AUCAUUUUGUGACUAACGCACUCAAAUACGAUCCGUUACUCAUUCUAUAUUGACAUAGUUAUUCCGCGUUCAGUAACCACGCGUUUAAGUACCUAUAUAAUACUUUAUUUUUUGAUAAUAAAUCAUAAUAUUGUUAAAAUAAUACAGCUAGUACAUACUACAUUUACUUAUUUCACAUUUAUUAAAUUUAUUUAUUUAAUCUGUUUUUAACACGGUAAUCGCAGAUAAUUAUGUAUCCGGAAUUAACAGUUCCAGCUCAUCAAAAUGUUCAAUGUGUUCAAACCCCUGCAUAUCAAGCACCAUUCGGCCCUACUAGUGUCCAAACUACAUGCUCUUCAUGCGGACAGUUAGUAUUUACCAAUACUUCUAGAAAAGCAAAAGCUGCUGCUUGGUGGAGUUGUAUGCUAUUAUUUAUCAGUGGAUUUUUUUGUGGAUGCUGUUUAAUUCCUUGCUGCAUGGACUCGUGUAAUAUUGUCGACCACACGUGCCCAAAGUGUAACGCAUAUUUAGGACAGUACAGACCAUAAACUAUAGAUAUACUUAACGUAAUAAAAUAAUGUGAAGUUCGAAGUGUUUUCUAAAAUAAAUAAAUAUUAAUUUUAACGUUAUAAUAA
This is a messenger RNA of Melanaphis sacchari, 614 nucleotides long. RefSeq names its product lipopolysaccharide-induced tumor necrosis factor-alpha factor homolog. Gene Ontology annotation, molecular function: zinc ion binding. The record is from RefSeq and is a predicted model, not a curated record. The transcript has 3 exons. Bases 231 to 527 code for a protein of 98 amino acids. NCBI's taxonomy places the organism in Eukaryota, Metazoa, Arthropoda, Insecta, Hemiptera, Aphididae.